CGACGUUGUUCCAGCUUCGUAUAUAUAGCCUAUAUAGGUUCGUAACUAGGGUCGGCAUUUGUCCACUCCAUUAUCAAACUUUGUGUGCACAGAUAAAAACAACACCAACAAACAACUCAUUCUCCAUUUUCUCCUUCUCUCAAACCCUAAUUCUCUCCGGCGACACCUCCACCACCGUCAAACUGGCGAUCGACAACCAAAACUGCACCGCCGUACGCGAAAUCAAGCCAAAAAACCGCCGGAUUAUGGGCGCCGGAGGACCGAAUGACGAUAACAUAUGGCCGCCGUGGUUGAUACCGCUGCUGCGUGAAGUUUUUUUCGUUCAGUGCGAGUUGCACGCUGAUUCGCAUAAGUCUGAGUGUAACAUGUACUGUUUGGAUUGUGUUAAUGGACCUCUGUGUUCGCUUUGUCUUAAUCAGCAUCAGAAUCACCGUCACAUUCAGAUUCGAAGAUCUUCAUAUCACGACGUAAUUAGGGUUUCUGAAAUCCAAAAACACGUAGAUAUCACUUCAGUGCAGACUUACGUCAUCAACAGUGCAAAAGUUGUGUUUAUAAACAAACGGCCGCAACCGCGUCCUGGAAAAGCCGUUACGAACACGUGUGAAGUGUGUGAUCGGAACCUUCUCGAUUCGUUCAGGUUCUGUUCACUCGGAUGCAAGAUUGCCGGAACAUCAUCGGAGAAUUUUGAGACGGUGAUAACGCCGGAGAAUAAGCGGUUGAUGACGUCAGUUUGGGAAUCGGAGGAUUCUUACGGAAGUAACGGAGACGGAGGGCGGAGAAGUAACGGUAGUAACGGACUUAAUAGGUUUACGCCGUCGACGCCGCCGCUGACGGCGACCAGAGUCCGGACGGCGAAGAGGAGGAAGGGGGUUCCACACAGAGCACCAAUGGGAGGAUUACUUUUAGAAUAUUGAAUAGUGAACAGGUCCCUGAAUUUUCCGUAUAUUGCUAUGAAGUCCUUUUAGUUUGUGUUUUUUAAGAAAGUAACUCUUUGUUACUUUCUGUGUGGGAAUUGGGAAAUGACCUUAUUACCCUUUGUACAAAGAAGCAGUCUAUACUAGGGAUUUAAGUUGGGCAAGUUUAAGAAGUAGGAAAAGUAAGGGGUAAAAUUGUUACAGUUUUUUGUUUUUUUUUUAUUUUGUUUAAGAAAAUAAAUAUUAAUGAUAGUUUUGUGGUUGAUUGGGUUUAA
This is a messenger RNA of Helianthus annuus (common sunflower), 1189 nucleotides long. RefSeq lists its product as uncharacterized. The record is from RefSeq and is a predicted model, not a curated record. The coding region runs from base 246 to 914 and encodes 222 amino acids. The transcript is spliced from 4 exons. NCBI's taxonomy places the organism in Eukaryota, Viridiplantae, Streptophyta, Magnoliopsida, Asterales, Asteraceae.